GAUUGAAAAAGCGUACAAGGAAAGCCUUUGGAAUACGGAAGAAAGAAAAGGAUACCGAUUCCACAGGAUCACCAGACCGAGAUGGAACUCCACCCAGCCCUCAUCCUCAUGAUCCAUCCUACAAUAGCAAACCAGAAUGUACCCAGGAAGGCGGAAAAGCAGUUUCGAAGAGAACAAAUGGUGCUCCGAAUGGAUUUUAUUCAGAGAUUGACUGGGAAAGAUAUAAUUCACCUGAACUUGAUGAAGAAGGAUACAGCAUCAGACCAGACGAACCAGGCUCUACCAAAGGAAAGCACUUUUAUUCUUCAAGUGAAUCUGAAGAGGAAGAGGAGGCGCACAAGAAAUUCAACAUUAAGAUUAAACCUUUGCAAUCUAAAGACACUCUUAAGAGUGCAGCAACUGUUGAUGAACUGAAAGCUUCUAUAGGCAAUAUUGCACUUUCACCUUCACCAGUGAGGAAAAGUCCGAGACGCAGCCCGGGUACAGUUAAGAGGAACCUAUCUAGUGAAGAGAUAGCAAGACCCAGGCGUUCAACUCCUACUCCAGAGCUUCUCAGCAAAAGAACUUCAGAAGAUGCUGCUGUCCUAGCACCAUUAUUUGGUCCACCUCUAGAAUCUACAUUUGAAGAAGACAAAUUGGAAGCUUCAGGUCCCAUAGAUCAGUGUGAAGUUUGGGGUUCUGUGCAACCAGCGAACUCCAGUGUAGAAUCUCCAAAUGCAUCACGUCCCUUCCCAUCUGGAACACCUCCACCACUUCCACCCAAAAACAUUCCUGCUACACCUCCCCAUGCUGGUUCCCCUUUAACAAUUGGAGUAGGAAAUGACCAGACAGCAACAGAGGUCAAAAGUGACAAACAACCAUCAAUCAAUGACUUGGACAACAUUUUUGGCCCAGUAUUGUCCCCCAAUUCUGUUGCUGAUAACGCAGAGGAUAAAUGGAUCAGUUUUUCUGAUCAGUCCCUGGAAAAUGUAACUCCAGAGGUGACUUCAAGGGAAAAAGUGGUGUCCCCACCUGUGGCAUCCGAAAUCCCAGAAGAGCCUCCAGAGGCUGAAGUCUCUCGCAAUGUUCCUUCUCCACUCAAUUUAGAAGAGGUUCAGAAGAAAGUUUCAGAGCAGACCCACGUUAAAGAUGAUAACUUAGCACCAGCAGCAUCUCCUAAAGAUUUUGGGGUGGGACAGAGAGCAACACCACCUCCCCCUCCACCUCCUACCUACAGGACAGUGGUGUCAUCACCUGGACCCAGCCCUGGCGGUGGCACAGGAAGCACCAGUGGGUCAUCAUCACCUGCUCGCCCUGCAACCCCAUUGACAUCUUGCAGCAGCCCUACCCCACCACCACCGCCUCCUAGACCCCCAUCUCGUCCAAAGUUACCUCCGGGAAAGCCAGGUGUUGAUGUGUCCAGACCUUUCAGCCCUCCAAUUCACUCAUCUAGUCCUCCUCCAAUAGCACCUUUAGCUCGUGCCGAAAGCACCUCUUCUAUUUCAUCCACCAAUUCCUUGAGUGCAGCUACUACUCCUACAAUUGGGACGGAGGGAAGGACCGUAUUUCCCACAGAGAAUGAACAGCCUUCUCUCGUCUGGUUUGACAGAGGAAAGUUUUAUUUGACUUUUGAAGGCUCUUCCAGAGGUCCCAGCCCCUUAACAAUGGGUGCACAAGACACCCUCCCUGUAGCUGCAGCUUUCACUGAAACUGUGAAUGCGUAUUUCAAAGGAGCCGAUCCUAACAAAUGUAUAGUAAAGAUUACCGGAGAAAUGGUGCUGUCAUUUCCUGCGGGAAUUACUAGACAUUUUGCCAAUAACCCCGCUCCAGCUGUUCUAACAUUUCGUGUGACAAAUUACAACAGAUUGGAACAUGUUUUGCCAAAUCCUCAACUUCUUUGCUGUAACAGCACUCAUGCUGAUGUCAACACAAAGGAGUUCUGGGUAAACAUGCCAAAUUUGAUGACUCACUUGAAGAAAGUGUCUGAACAGAAACCACAAGCAACAUACUAUAAUGUGGAUAUGCUUAAAUACCAGGUAUCAACGCAGGGUAUUCAAUCUACUCCACUGAAUCUUGCAGUGAACUGGCGGUGUGAACCCACAAGCACAGAUCUACGCAUUGACUACAAGUAUAAUAUAGAGGCAAUGACUACACCAGUAGCUUUAAACAAUGUGCAAUUCCUUGUUCCUAUCGAUGGUGGAGUGACAAAACUACAAGCUGUGCUUCCACCUGCCAUUUGGAAUACUGAACAACAAAGGAUAUUGUGGAGAAUUCCUGAUAUUUCUCAAAAAUCGGAAAAUGGAGGAGUGGGUUCCUUGCUUGCACGAUUCCAGUUAUCUGAAGGACCAAGUAAACCUUCACCACUGGUUGUGCAGUUCACCAGCGAAGGAAGCACUCUGUCCAGCUGUGAUAUUGAACUUGUUGGAGCUGGGUAUCGUUUUUCACUUAUUAAAAAGAGAUUUGCAGCAGGAAAGUACCUGGCAGAUAACUAACUGAAGUAUAUGCAAGUAUGUUGAAAAUCCAUAUAACUGAGGACCGCAGUGGUUGGAUGGUUUUUAUAUGCUGUUGAGGGGAAACUAACUAAAUCCUGUAUUCAGGACAUUUCUGUUGAAAGCAUCAGCAAUUCAACAUUUCUCUCUCAGAAAAUGCCAUGUUGAUCAGUCCUACAGUAUUUACUUCUAGAUGUAACAUUGUUCAUGUUUUAAAUUGUAAUUAUUGUAUUUGUAAAUUGUACUCAUUCUAGUAAGGCUGUAUUUUGGCAGUUAUACACUUGAGUUUUAGCAUUUUAUCGUUCAAGAAAUGGGUGUAAUUUAAACUGUGAUAUAUAUAAAUUUAAUAGUAGUAAUGCUGAAUGAGACAAGCUUUCAGAGGCAGAUGCAUUUUGUCAAUGUAUACAAUUUGAACACAAUGCUAACAGUUGUGAGAAAAGGAGUGCCUCAAAAAGAAUAUCAAAAUUAGCUCACCUGCAAAUUCAUUGAUUAUUUUUUUCAGUUGAUAGCAUAUGUCAUACAAAUAUAGUCACAUAAAUAAACACAUAUGACUUUAAAUAUUUAAUUGGUUUAACUUCAGAACAUCUCAGAGUAAAUGGUGAGGUGACUAUGGUACAGAUGUAGUAUUUCAGCUUUAAACAUUCCCAUCAAGUAAGUUUAAAAAGGGGUGGGGUGGGAGAAACUUUUGGAUAACUGUUAGAACCUGUGGCUGAGAUAAAGCUUGUACUGAGAUAGCGUUUCUUUUUGUUAGUCUAACAUGAGUGAACAUGAAGGUAAAGGAAGAGCACAAUGGUUUAGAAAUAUUUCUGCUAUGCAAGCUCUAUGCAGACUUCCCCAUCCUGGUACCUUGCAGAUAUGCUGGACAUCAGCUGGCAUGCAAGCACCAGUUUGGAAAGCCUGGCAUGGAAAAAGGAAGGAAAGCACAGAAAAGGCAGCAGGGCGCACUUCCCACUAUUUUCACUGCACCUGGUGCAAGGGGAAACUGACUAACAAAUAACCAGCGUCGAAGAGAAAAAAUCCUGUGGUGGUGGUUUUAUGUUUUACCUGAGCAAGCCUCUGGUUUCAUGGAUGUGCUUAUUUUUACAGGACAAUUUGCAUGCCAAAAACUGGCUCUCACCGCAUUGUGUUUUUUCAGCUAGAUUUUAACUUAUGUGUAAGUUAAGAAGCAUGUCUGAAUGUGUGUGUCUUGUGGACACACAUUACACAGAUAUCAUCCAUACAUAUCAAGAUUUGUAGCCUGGCCGAUCUGUAUUUGAAAGCAAAAAAAAAAAAAGGAAAGAAAGAAGCCAUUU
Thamnophis sirtalis is the source of this 3760-nucleotide messenger RNA. NCBI's taxonomy places the organism in Eukaryota, Metazoa, Chordata, Lepidosauria, Squamata, Natricidae. The record is from RefSeq and is a predicted model, not a curated record.